AUGCCUUCCAGACCUGGGUUUCAUACUGCCAGGUUAUCCUCGGGGAUGCUGCUCCACGCCUCCAUCCCAUUUCCCGCCUCAGGUCUACCAACAGCCUGGAUACCGCCAUGCAGUCUGGAUGCAUCGGGCAUCUCCGGUCAAGCCGUUUUCGAGUCGGCUGUAGCAACCGGCUCUGAGCUCAACAGCCUCAUCUCAACGGCCACUGCUUCCACGGCUGUAGUGACUCGUUCCACCGAGCCAGGUCCUCUGCUGUUGCUGCCCCCCUGCUCCGGUUGCUGCCAUCGCCUCGAGCCGGCGCCCUAUCUGCUGCAUGUGGCGCCCGAUCAGUUCUGGCAUCCAACCUGCCUCGUCUGCGUCGCCUGCGCCACUCCCCUCGAGGCCGAAGGGGCAUGCUGGCUACGCCAGGGUCGGCCGUACUGCCAACGCGAUUAUGCACGGUCAGUUGAUACAGCAAAAUGUUGUCUGUACAAGAGAAGCGUUCACAUGUGA
Protopolystoma xenopodis is the source of this 489-nucleotide messenger RNA. NCBI's taxonomy places the organism in Eukaryota, Metazoa, Platyhelminthes, Monogenea, Polystomatidea, Polystomatidae. The record is from the annotation of a GenBank genome assembly.